Molecule: messenger RNA, 1424 nt
Organism: Cygnus olor (mute swan)
Lineage: Eukaryota; Metazoa; Chordata; Aves; Anseriformes; Anatidae
Exons: 9
Coding region: 12-1409 (465 amino acids)
Cellular component (GO): cytoplasm
Source: RefSeq, a predicted model, not a curated record
CAGCCCUUUCCAUGGCGGCUGUGCCUGCAUGCCCUGGCCGUGCCGCGGCUCUGCUGCCAGGCUGCUGGAGGGCUGCUGGCAGGGCAGAGCUGCUGCCCUCCAGGCGUCCCGCACAGCUCCGCACCCCGCAAUGCUGCGGUCCUGCUGGCUGUGGCUCCCCCCCUCACGCUCCCUCUUGGAAUCUCUGUGGCUGCCAGGAUGAGGUGCAGAAGAUGAAGUUCCUGAGGAACAUCGUCACCGUGUGCACAACCGCCCAAGAGAAGGGCUUGUUAGAGGGCCUGGACAUCUUCUGCCGCGGAAAUAAGCUGGCAGAGAACAUCCAGGUGCUGCUGGACGAGGAGCCCAGGGACAAGCUGUGCACAGUGGUGCGGCAGCAAGCCAUGCUUGCUAUCUAUGCCUUAAGCGUGGUGCAGAUGGUGUUGGAGGACAAAAUGAUGUCUCUUGUAGCUGCGUGUUCCAGCAGUGUCUUCUUCCUUCCUCCGAAAGAGGAACUGGACAUUCACCUCUACAAUACGACCCUGAACAAUAUGGACAUCAUGCUGCGAACAUUGCUGAUCAGCCCUCCUGCCUCCAGCCUCUGGGACAGGGUGAACAUUAUCUUUCAGGUGCUGCUGCAAUUCACCACCUCCGAGACAAAAAUUGUACAGGAGAGAGCCAUGGAGAGGAUCUGGAAGGUUAUUUUUUUCCUGUACAUUUUUUCCGGGAAGCAGAUAUUUGGAAACUACAUCCAGCCUUCUCAUAGAAAAGACAUUGUCCACAUGACACUUGAGAUCAUUCGAGAAUCCAGCAUCGAUAACGACAAGAAGCACUGGGCCAAAUUCAUGCUGGAAGUGGCCAUCCAAGACCCUGAAGCCUGGCUGAUGGAAGUGCCAAAGAUCCUGAGGUUCCUCCAUGAAAACCUAAAUAGCAACAGCACAUCUUUACCCCGGAACAUCUUCACUUCAGUACUGCAUGCGCUGACUGGCCAGUUUCCCAGACAAGCGGUCAUAAGCGUGUUGACUGACCUUCCGUCACUUGACAGCACUACCCUGGACAUGUGGGAAGAGAUGAUUUCCCACGCUAAAAUUUCAAGAACCGUCUUGAGGGAGCUGUGCACUGUGGUCCGUAGUCGAAGGCGCCGCAAGCUUUUCCGAGCCAACACAAUCAAUGGCAGCAUCGUUCGUAUAAUUAGAGUGAUCUGUAGGAAUCGAACACCACAGGAUUUCUAUGAGUCAAAGUACCUCCAGAGGUGUCUGAGGCUUCAAAGCCUGCCGAUGCUCUCUCUGGCGCUCAGAGCCCUUGUCAUGGAGUCGGAGAGACAUGAAGCGGUGAGUAGUAGUUGGCCAAGUGAAGACCUUUUGGCAGCCUGGUGCUGGGGCAGGAGGCAACGCCAUGGCUUGGCCUUGGCUGGGAGGCAGGAGGCGGGGUGAUGGUGGUGGUGGGGC